UGAGGGGGCGCUGCGGAGCCGCGCCCGCCCCUUCCCCUUCCUUCCCUUCCCCUCCCGCCGCCGCCAUGGCGGCCUUGCGCCGCCACCGCCGCUUCCUCGGCGGCUUCAUCUGCGGGGCCGCGGCCGGGGCCGCCGCGUCCUGCUGGGCUACGUGGCGGCUCCUCCGCAGCCAGAGCCAGCCGGAGCCGGGCCCCGGGCGGCUCCAGCCACAGGAACCAAUAGAAGAGGCUCUGCUGGAAAGAUAUGGGUUUCCUGAGGCUGGAACAGAGACCAGAUGUUACACAAAUCAUGCAUUGUCUUAUGACCAGGCAAAACGGGUGCCUAGAUGGGUGAUUGAGCACAUUUCAAAACAAAAGAUGCUGGGUGAUGCAGAUCGAAGGCACUGUAAAUUCAGACCAGACCCUAACAUCCCUCUGAUGUUCAGUGCUGUCAAUGAAGACUACCUUGGCAGUGGAUGGUCACGAGGACACAUGGCACCAGCAGGAGAUAACAAAUUUUCCACAAGAGCUAUGGCUGAAACGUUUUAUCUAUCUAACAUUGUGCCUCAGAAUUAUGAAAAUAAUGCUGGGUUUUGGAACAGAAUGGAAAUGUACUGUCGGGAAUUGACUGAGAGAUUUGAAGAUGUUUGGGUUGUUUCUGGACCUCUUACCUUGCCUCAAACAAAUGGUGAUGGAAAGAAGAGUGUUACUUAUCAGGUAAUUGGAAAGGAUGAUGUGGCUGUACCCUCCCACCUGUACAAGGUGAUCCUCGCCAGGCGCAGCAGAACUUCCUCGGAGCCCCUGGUCCUGGGGGCUUUCGUGGUGCCAAACGACCCCAUAGGCUUCAGCCACCAGCUCACUGACUUCCAAGUCAGUGUUGAAGACCUGGAAAGAAUGUCAGGUUUAGUUUUCUUCCCCCAGGUGGACAAGACCAAAGACGUUAAAAAUAUCUGUGAGGUGGAUACCUGCAAACUGAUGGGCUUCAAGGAAUUCACCCUGUACAUCACUGCCCGCAAAGUGCAGAGCGCCCGGACACUGCACCGGCUGCAGAAAGCCAUGGCAGAGUUACAGGAGGCAGGGAUUGAGCCUGAUGAGUAUCUCCUAAAGCUUUACAAGAAGAAGGAGGAAGAGCUGCUGCAGGAAAAGCCAGUAGCAGCUAGAGAGGGGAGAGCUGGCUGAGUAUUCAGGAAGUUUUUGCAGAGCAAACAUGGAGACAAGGGCGCCUUGAAUCAUCCUUUCUUGAGCUGUGAAAACAAUAAAAAAAUAUCUGGAAGCUAAUGGGUUUGGAAUAAUGCUCAUUCUUGUGUAAAAACACGUGGUUUGCAGCACUAUUUAAAGUAUGGGAAGUACAAAUGACCUCUUUGUGGCCUGAGUAGAUCACUGGACCUCCAGGAAAGGCUUUGUGCUAUUUUCCACCUGGGAUGUCAGACUUAGGGUUUGCGUAGAAUCCCUUCUAGGAAUAUCACAAAAAUAGAGAGUAGACACCUUGGGAGUACAGCUGGAACAUGUGUAAAUGGAAUUCCACCCACAAAUGUCUUUCACUGCGUGCUGUAGAAGCAAUUGUGCUUUCUGGAAUAUUUUGAAAAUUUAAUUAAAUA
This is a messenger RNA of Sturnus vulgaris (Common starling), 1576 nucleotides long. It is a transcript of the gene EXOG, whose product is annotated as exo/endonuclease G. Gene Ontology annotation, molecular function: RNA endonuclease activity; single-stranded DNA endonuclease activity; nucleic acid binding. Lineage: Eukaryota; Metazoa; Chordata; Aves; Passeriformes; Sturnidae. Gene Ontology annotation, cellular component: mitochondrial inner membrane; nucleus. Gene Ontology annotation, biological process: apoptotic DNA fragmentation. The record is from RefSeq and is a predicted model, not a curated record.